AUGGCAAAGUUGGACCAUGAUAAAAGGGCCAUAAAAGCCCAAGUGGGCGAGCUCAAGGAUGAAGAUUUUGACCCCAUAUGUGAACUCGGCGUAGGUAACGGUGGGGUGGUCCACAAAGUCCGUCACAAACCCUCAAGACUGGUCAUGGCCAGGAAGCUUAUUCAUUUGGAAAUCAAACCAGCCAUCAGGAACCAGAUCAUACGAGAGCUGCAGGUCCUACAUGAGUGUAAUUCGCCGUACAUUGUAGGUUUUUACGGCGCCUUUUACAGCGAUGGAGAAAUCAGCAUCUGUAUGGAGCACAUGGAUGGAGGUUCUUUGGAUCAAGUGCUGAAGGAAGCCAGGAGAAUCCCUGAAGAAAUUUUGGGCAAAGUUAGCAUAGCCGUACUCAGAGGUCUGGUAUAUCUUCGGGAGAAACACCAAAUAAUGCACAGAGACGUUAAGCCCUCCAACAUCCUGGUGAACUCGCGUGGCGAGAUCAAACUGUGCGACUUUGGCGUGAGUGGCCAGCUCAUCGACUCCAUGGCCAACUCCUUCGUUGGAACACGGUCGUACAUGUCGCCGGAGAGACUCCAGGGCACACACUAUUCAGUUCAGUCGGAUGUGUGGAGCAUGGGCCUAUCACUGGUUGAGCUGGCUAUUGGACGCUACCCCAUCCCCCCUCCCGAUGCCAAGGAACUGGAGGCCAUAUUUGGCCGGCCAGUGCUGGACACAGGUGGGGCAGAAGGCCACAGCAUGUCCCCAAGACCGAGGCCUCCAGGACGACCGGUUAGCGGACAUGGAAUGGACAGCAGGCCAGCCAUGGCUAUAUUUGAGCUACUGGACUACAUUGUCAAUGAGCCACCACCUAAGCUGCCCCAUGGCGUCUUCACCACUGACUUUGAGGAGUUUGUGACGAAAUGCCUCGUUAAGAACCCUGCUGACAGAGCUGACCUUAAGAUGCUAAUGGGCCACACGUUCAUCAAGCGGGCCGAGGUUGAGGAGGUGGAUUUCGCUGGAUGGUUGUGUAAAACCAUGGGCCUUCACCAGCCCAGCACACCCACUCAUAGUGUUGAGUGAACGCUGGCUCACAUGCCAUCCUCAUCCUCCGCUCUACUUCUCUCCUUUUUGCUCUCACAGACCUGUAUGCUUGUAAGCCUCCGACACACCGCUGUGCGCUCUUUUGCCGUUCUCUGCUUACUCUUCCCUUCCACCGCGGUGCGUUCUGGGGCAUUGUUUUAUAAGAGCUUCUGGUGUUGGAACACAGUCAUUUGAAUGAAUAUGGAGAUUAGAAUCACUUAAGUGGAGUGGCUGUAUUUGUAACGACCACAUUAUUCAGGAAUGUCCAAAUUGGUAAAGAUCAGCUAGGUUUCGUUUGUAUAAGAGCUAUUUCAUUAGAAUUAUGAUGUUUUUGUUUACUUUUCAUGGUUGGUUUAUUAAAUCAUUAUAUUGUUUUUUUUUUUUUUUUUUGCUAAAGCACUAUUCUUUGGCAGUUAGCGUUACACUGUGUUAAAAUGGAUAGCUUGGUUCAAAGGCAAACAUUUAAUUGAGAAUCAACUGGCGUUUGCAAAAAAAAACAAAGAGGGCUACUGUGGAUCAUAGAGGUUAGUUUAUUUCAAAGAUGAUUAUAAAUGCAAAAUGGCCAAAUCAGCAAUGCUGAAGUGCAUACGUACAGUUGUUUAGCUUGUGCAUUGCAGGUAGCACUGCUAGUACACAGCCAAGUACUCCAUCAUGCCAACCAAUGGCCAUGUUGUAAGUUUGCACACAUUAGCAAAAAGAAACAUAAGCUUAAUUAGAGUUCCUGUAUCAGAUGCCCUUUGUCCUACUGCUGUGCCUGUGAAAAAGAUCAGUCAUUUAAUAUUCAGAAAUCUAUACUGUUUUUUUUGGGGGGGGGGUAUUUUCAACUUAAAAUCAUCUUCAGAAGGGUAUAUUUGGGAAGAAUUAUUGUUUAUAACUUAUGCUUCAGUGUUCUUUUUUUCUUUUUUAAUUGAAACCUAAAAUUUCUUGCUUUUGAUUUCAAGUUUGAAUACAACCAGGGUUGCAUCUAUCUUUACAGUGCUUUUACAAUAGGCCCGAUGAAUUUAAACGCAUCAAAAUUAUUUCAACCAAGACCACAACAGGUACACUCAUAGUCUGGUCUUCAGUGGUAUAUAAAGUGCAAAGUAACGUCUCAGGCCACCAUGUACAGUGCUAUGCAGAUCAAAUGAACCUCAGCAGAUAUUGCUGUAUUAGUAGGUCUUAUUAAUACACGGGUGUUACAGAUGGGCAUUGUGAAGUGUGGCUAAAGCCCACUUGCUCUAAAUAGCUUUUUUUUCUCUUUCUCUAGUACUUUUCAGUAACAUUGAAACUGUAUUACACACUGGCAUUCAGCUCCGACCAAGUGAAUGCAUGUAUCGCCACACGUGUAUAAAAUAUAUGUACAGUACAAAUGGUACUGUUUUCAGUCUUAAAAUAGCAUUUUAUUUGAUUGUUUUUUGUUGUUUGUUUUGGGAAUAGUUAAGUGAAGAGGAUACAAGUCAUUUUAUUACCAUAUGGAAUGUGUUGAAUACAGUUCUAAUAUAAAAAUAAAACUUAUUUGUGAAUGAU
Molecule: messenger RNA, 2562 nt
Organism: Sinocyclocheilus anshuiensis
Lineage: Eukaryota; Metazoa; Chordata; Actinopteri; Cypriniformes; Cyprinidae
Product: dual specificity mitogen-activated protein kinase kinase 2-like
Exons: 11
Coding region: 1-1056 (351 amino acids)
Biological process (GO): protein phosphorylation
Molecular function (GO): protein kinase activity; ATP binding
Source: RefSeq, a predicted model, not a curated record